AUGGCCAUCUUCCAGGAGACCGAUGGCGUUAAGGGUGUCAACCGCACCGAGAAAGCUGACGGCGCGCAGCAUGCAGACGCCAUCCAAAAGUCUGCUGUCCUUCACCGUGACCUUCGCCAUAAUUUUCUCGAGUUAUCCAAAGGUGAAGGCCACUAUCUCGUCCUGAACGAUGGUCGAAGGAUUUUCGAUGCCUCGGGCGGUGCGGCUGUUGCAUGUCAUGGAAACGACAAGGUCAACCAGGCCAUGGUAGACCAGAUCAGCAAGGUGAGCUAUUGCGCAUCAGCCUUCUUCAAGACGCCUAUCGUGGAGGAGGCUGCAAGGAUUCUGGUCGACAGUACCGAUGGAAACAUGACACGAGUGUACUUUGUCCAGUCUGGAUCUGAGGCUAUGGAGGCGGCGAUGAAACUGGCUCGUCAGUACUACCUCGAGAAGGAGAUGCCUGAGCCCCAGAGGGUCCGCUUCAUCGCUCGAGAGCAGUCUUAUCAUGGAACGACGCUCGGGUCCCUCGCCAUGGGUGGGCAUGUGGCUCGACGGGCUAAGUUUGAGCCCAUACUCAUGAACAAUAUCUCGAAGGUCUCGCCGUGCUUCUCGUAUCGAGGCAAGGUCAAGAAUGAGACCGACGAGCAGUACGUCCAGAGGCUGGCUGCUGAGCUCGACAGUGAAUUUCAAAGGGUCGACCCCAAGACAGUCUGCGCCUUCGUCGCCGAACCAGUCGUUGGUGCUGCUCUGGGGUGCGUGCCAGCCGUCCCCGGCUACUUCAGAGCCGUACAGGCGGUUUGCCGCAAGUAUGGUGCUCUUCUAAUUUUGGAUGAGGUCAUGUCCGGAAUGGGUCGUACCGGGAGCUACCAUGCCUGGCAGCAGGAAGGAAUCAUCCCUGAUAUUCAGACUCUCGGAAAGGGGCUAGGUGGAGGAUAUCAGCCCGUGGCUGCAGUUCUCAUCCACAAGGACAUCGUGGAGACACUCCAGAAAGGCACUGCGGCUUUCAUGCAUGGUCACACGUACCAGGCACACGCUGUUGGCUGCGCCGCGGCAGUGGCUGUCCAGAAGAUCAUCCAAGAGGAUAACCUCAUCAUGAAUGUUCGUACCAUGGGGCAACUUCUCGAGAGGAGGCUGAACGAGAGCAUUGGCGGCCACCCCAAUGUAGGCAAUAUCAGGGGCCGCGGCUUGUUCUGGGCUGUCGAAUUCGUCGAGGACAAACUGACAAAGGCACCUUUCUCUGCAAGCGAGCGAGUGGCAGCGAACCUCAACAAUCUCGGGUUGACGGCGCCCUACUCAAUCGUGGUAUACCCGGGCAGUGGUACUGCCGACGGGCUCUCCGGAGACCACAUCAUUCUCGCACCUCCGUAUACCGUGACUGCUGUUGAGGUCGAGGACCUUGUCCAGACGUUCAAGAGCUUGGUCGAGGACUUCUUUGCAGCUCGGUCGGUCUCCAGUGGACACUCGGGCUGA
Molecule: messenger RNA, 1449 nt
Organism: Cryphonectria parasitica EP155
Lineage: Eukaryota; Fungi; Ascomycota; Sordariomycetes; Diaporthales; Cryphonectriaceae
Product: PLP-dependent transferase
Exons: 4
Coding region: 1-1449 (482 amino acids)
Cellular component (GO): cytosol
Molecular function (GO): pyridoxal phosphate binding; transaminase activity
Source: RefSeq, a predicted model, not a curated record